AUGGAGAUACAUCAGGAAAAACUAAAAGAGGAUAAAAAGAAGAAAAAGAAGAAGAAGAAGCAUCGAAAGAGCAGCUCAGAUAGUGAUGACGAAGAAAAGAAACAGGAAAAACUGAAAAAAGCACUGAAUGCAGAGGAGGCCCCCCUUCUUCAGGUGAAGGAGCUCAUGCAGGUUGAUGAGAGGAAGCGGUCUUACAAUAUCCUCUGUGAAACCCGGGAGCCCACCGAGGAGGAGAUGGAGGCCUAUAGAAUGAAGCGCCAGAGGCCCGACGACCCCAUGGCCUCUUUCCUUGGACAGUAG
This is a messenger RNA of Pipistrellus nathusii (Nathusius's pipistrelle), 300 nucleotides long. The record is from the annotation of a GenBank genome assembly. Lineage: Eukaryota; Metazoa; Chordata; Mammalia; Chiroptera; Vespertilionidae.